Carlito syrichta (Philippine tarsier) is the source of this 1179-nucleotide messenger RNA. RefSeq names its product lysozyme (gene LYZ). NCBI's taxonomy places the organism in Eukaryota, Metazoa, Chordata, Mammalia, Primates, Tarsiidae. Gene Ontology annotation, molecular function: lysozyme activity. The coding region runs from base 35 to 481 and encodes 148 amino acids. Gene Ontology annotation, biological process: defense response to Gram-negative bacterium; defense response to Gram-positive bacterium. The record is from RefSeq and is a predicted model, not a curated record. The transcript has 4 exons.
CUGGUCUGUCUAGUGGGCUGACUUGCCAGUCAACAUGAAGGCUCUCCUAAUCCUGGGGCUUGUCCUUCUUUCUGUCACAGUCCAGGGCAAGAAAUGGGAAAGGUGUGCGCUGGCCAGAGAACUAAAAGCAAAAGGAAUGGAUAACUACGCAGGAGUCAGCCUAGCGGAUUGGAUGUGUUUGUCCAAAUGGGAGAGUGAUUAUAACACACGAGCCACAAACUACAACCCUGGAGACAAAAGCACUGAUUAUGGGAUAUUUCAGAUCAAUAGCCACUACUGGUGUGAGGAUGGCAAAACUCCAAAAUCAGUGAAUGCCUGUGGAAUACCCUGCAGUGCUUUGCUGCAAGAUGACAUCACUCAGGCCGUGACUUGUGCAAAGAGGGUUGUCAGAGAUCCACAAGGCAUUAAAGCAUGGGUGGGAUGGAAACGUCAUUGUCAAAACAAAGAUCUCAGAAGCUACAUUCGGGGUUGUGGAGUGUAACUGCGGAAUGUUCCUUCUUCAGCUCAUUUCUUUCUCACAUUAAGGGAGUAGCAGUUAAGUGAGAGGUCACACUACAAUUGUUUCCCCUUCAGACAAAUAAUAUUUUUACAGAAGCAGGAGCAAAUAUUCACCAAUGUGGUUAUUAUUUUAUAUUAAGCUUACAACACUUUUCAUUUUGCAAAUAGAACUGGUUGCUAGUGAAAAUUUAUCUAAAACCUUGAUUAUCAAAUACAUCUCUAUUACAUUCAGUUAUCAAAUAAAUAACCCACACUUAAUCCUGAAUGAUACAAGUACUCCCCAAUAUUAGACAAAAAUAUGACAAAAGAGUUAUUUCUUAAAUUGAUCUUAGGCAAAAUCCCAGCUGUGUAGGCAUCUGAUGUCUUCAUCUGUUGAUGUCAUCUCCAAAACCAGUAAUAAUAAUAACCACUCUUUGUUGGACAAUAUAAAAUGUUUAAAAGAGCAGAAUACCAAAUGGCUAAACAUGGAGACUGCCUGAAUUAUGAAUUUUGUUUUUAAAAAGUGUGUAUCUUACUAAAUUGCUGUUCCUUAAUUUUAUUAGCUUCAAGACUCACGCAUUAGGACUAAAUCUGAGGUAGAUAAGCUUGCAAGUAUUGUAAUAAUUACUAAUUAACCACAGUGUGGAACUAUGUUUGUUGUAAAAAAUGCAAACAUUCUCAUUAAAGGCUUUGCAAUGCAUA